CAGUAAAUUCAGAAAAGCCAUUCCCAAUUUCUUUGACCUAAAUACCCCUUUUUCUCUCAAAGCCCUCGUACCUGUAUUUCCCUUCUCAACCCUCACAUACACUGCCUCUUCUGCCCCUGUAAUUCCCAAUCUCUCUUCGUCUCCUUCUUGCCCUUCACGAUUUUCUGCACAAUUACCCGCCAAAAUUCUUCAACUCCUCUUUUCAAAUUAUCGUUGUUUUUUUUUUCUGUCCCCCUUUCGCACUCCAUCUUCUGUCUCUCUUUCUCUCAUUCUCUCUUCCUGCAAUUCCAAGACCUUGACUUUCGAGCUCGAUCCGUCUUGCGCCGCUUUGGGACUUCGAUUUUUGGAGUUUUGAGCACUACCCAGUUCUGUCUUCUGUUGAUUUGGUUAAUUAGAAGAUGAAUUUGUGGAUGUGAUAGGGUCUGAAGCUAGGGUUUCGGACAUUUCAGGCAUGCUUUAGUACAGUCUGAACGCAGUGCUUCCAACUAUAAUUGGUAGUUACUUUGGGAGGCUGUGGAGCUGUGGACGUCUUUUUUAUACUUUGAUACAUCGUGAUAAAUUCGUGAAUGGCUAACCACGAGUUGAUACUUGGGCAAAGUCACAAUUUAGCACUCGGGCAAAAUCAGCAGGUACUGGGCCACAAUCAUAACCUAGGCCUUGGGCAAAAUCAUGAGUUUGAGUUGGGACAAGCCGACAAUCAUCAUUUAGGUAUGGGACAGGCCAACGAGCAUCAUUUGGGUUUGGGGCAGGCUCAUGACCAUGACCUGGGAUUAGGGCAUGCUCAUGACCAUGAAUUGGGUUUAGGACAGAGCCAUGAGCAAGAAGGGGAUGAUGGUCACAGCUACGGGCAUGGGGAUGAGUUAGGUAUGGAUCGUAAACCUAAUCAUGAUGACCAUGAGUUGGCUCUUCAUCCUCAGAACCAUGAGUUGGCUCUUCAUCCUCAGAACCAUGAGUUGGGUUUAGUAGAGAACAAUGAGCUGGCUGUCCCAGAGGACCAAGAACUUGAUGAAAAUUUGGAAUUAUCUAUGGAUCAUAAUCAUGAAAUGGGGAUAGAAUCUGCCCAUGAUAUGAGUGUCCAGGAAUCCCAGCUUGUACUCAGCUCCAGUCCUGUAAUUCAGGCCCGUAUGGCGAUUGUAAAUCCCAAUUAUGAAUUGGCAGUGGGCCAAGAGUUCCCUGAUGUCAAGAGUUGCCGGAGGGCUCUAAGGGAUACAGCCAUUGCCUUGCACUUUGAAAUGCAGACUAUUAAAUCUGACAAGACUCGCUUCACUGCCAAAUGUGCCAGUGAGGGAUGCCCAUGGCGUAUUCAUGCUGCAAAGCUCCCAGGAGUUCCAACUUUCACAAUCAGGACCAUCCAUGAGAAUCAUUCAUGUGGAGGAAUUUCUCAUCUUGGCCAUCAGCAAGCCUCAGUUCAGUGGGUUGCAAAUUCUGUGGAGCAACGGCUUAGAGAGAACCCUAAUUAUAAGCCAAAGGAGAUACUGGAGGAGAUUCAUCGAGUUCAUGGUAUCACCUUAUCAUACAAGCAAGCUUGGCGAGGAAAGGAGCGUAUCAUGGCUGCAAUGCGUGGAUCGUUUGAAGAAGGAUAUCGCUUGCUUCCACAAUAUUGUGAACAGCUUAAACGGACAAACCCAGGGAGUAUUGCGUCUGUUUAUGGAAACCCGAAUGAUAACUGCUUCCAGCGUCUCUUCAUAUCAUUUCAGGCAUCAAUUUAUGGUUUCCUGAAUGCUUGUCGGCCCCUCCUUGGGCUUGAUAGGACAUAUUUGAAAAGUAAGUAUCUGGGUACUUUGCUUCUUGCGACCGGUUUCGAUGGUGAUGGUGCUCUCUUUCCUCUGGCAUUUGGGGUUGUUGACGAGGAGAAUGAUGAUAAUUGGAUGUGGUUUCUUUCUGAACUUCAUAAUCUGCUUGAGAUUAAUACAGAAAACAUGCCUAGGCUUACAAUUUUGUCAGACAGGCAGAAGGGCAUUGUAGAUGGAGUUGAAGCAAAUUUUCCUACUGCUUUUCAUGGCUUUUGCAUGCGUCAUUUGAGCGAUAGCUUCCGCAAGGAGUUUAAUAAUACAAUGCUUGUUAAUCUUUUAUGGGAAGCUGCUCAUGUUCUCACUGUAAUUGAAUUCGAAGCAAAAAUAUUAGAGAUUGAAGAGAUAUCACAAGAUGCUGCAUAUUGGAUUAGACGGAUUCCAGCUCGCUUGUGGGCUACUGCUUACUUUGAGGGAACACGGUUUGGGCAUUUGACAGCUAACAUAGUUGAAUCGCUAAAUACUUGGAUAUUGGAGGCGUCGGGGCUUCCAAUAAUUCAGAUGAUGGAAUUCAUUAGAAGGCAGCUAAUGACUUGGUUCAAUGAGCGUCGAGAGACCAGUAUGCAGUGGACAUCGAUUCUUGUGCCUAGUGCAGAGAGGCGCGUUGCGGAGGCUGAAGAGCGUGCACGCACUUUUCAGGUCCUUCGUGCUAAUGAAGCUGAAUUUGAAGUUAUAUCUCAUGAAGGGACAAAUGUUGUGGACAUUCGGAACCGUUGCUGCCUUUGUCGGGGCUGGCAGCUUUAUGGUUUGCCAUGCGCACAUGCUGUUGCAGCACUUAAAUCGUGCAGGCAGCAAGUCAAUCGAUUUACUGAGAGUUGUUUCACAGUUACCACCUAUCGAAAGACAUACUCACAAACAAUACAUCCUAUUCCAGACAAAUCCCUAUGGAUGGAGUUAUCUGAUGGAGAUCCAAAUGCAAGCAAUGUGGCUGAGGUUCUCAUCAACCCACCUAAGUCACUCCGUCCACCAGGGAGACCAAGGAAGAAGCGUGUUCGAGCAGAAGACCGUGGCCGUGUGAAGCGAGUUGUGCAUUGUAGUCGGUGCAAUCAAACAGGCCACUUUAGAACGACGUGUGCAGCCCCCAUAUAAAUCGUCCCUAUUGGCAAUUAGUUUGCUGCUAUGGAAUCAGGGUACGUCCCUUUUGUGCAAAAGGAUUUUUGCUUUUUGUGAUUAUUUAUGUAGUCCUUGUUAGUUAGAUCCGUAAGUUAGUACGUACAUGCUGUAUUGCGUAGAGAAUUAUGUGGAUCAAGCUUAUUAUCUGCUAUCAUAUAUGAAUGCUAUUAGCACCAAUAAUUCAAUGUUGACGGUGAAAUUUGCGGUUCAA
Molecule: messenger RNA, 3114 nt
Organism: Prunus avium (sweet cherry)
Lineage: Eukaryota; Viridiplantae; Streptophyta; Magnoliopsida; Rosales; Rosaceae
Molecular function (GO): zinc ion binding
Source: RefSeq, a predicted model, not a curated record